CAUAAAAGACACUUAACUCGAGGACUGAGAGUGUUCGGUGUGUUUGGUUACUGCAGAUUGUUACUUAGUAGUGCACGCCCUCAGGGCACAAAAACGGUCAUCUUCCAGUAUUUCUCUGGUUCUCCUCAAGUAGACUGAAUGGAGCUUUCUUGUGGAUCUGUGAGAUAUGCAGAGGACAGGAGACCGUCCAGCUGCAAGUUUGUGGAGCUCCAUGUACUGUUUGUGCCAGCUGACCAGUGGAAUGUGAAGCUCAACAAAGUCCCCGCUGAAGCCACAGAGAGCUUCAUAUCAGCCGGCUUCAUCAGGGUUUAUCCUGAUGUCACCCUGAAAACUCUUAGGAGUGAGCUGGGCGCUCUCCUUGGUGCACAGAGGAGCGUCGACAAAUUCUCCUUCCUUAAAUGUGUGGGGCGCAGUCUGGCGCUGGUCAAAAGCAAACAGGAGCAAGAUCUGAAAGUGAAAACAUUUGCCCCACCUUAUGCCACACAGCCAGAACUUUACUUGCUGCCCACUGUGGAGAAUGACAGCAGUCUUUGCUCCCAGUCUCUCACCCCCGACACCAGCAGCAGCUCCCCACACCACCAGAUCUAUUACCACCCUCCCAGAAUGUGUAGCCGGGCAACAGGAACAAAGGAGUCCAUUAAAUUUCCUCAUAUCCCCCAGUGUUCCCAGCAGCCACCUCCCACCCUCCGGCUAGAAGAAGAGGAGGAGGAGGAGGAGGAAGAGGAAGAUGAGGAAGAUCAGGACGAUAGGAGUUACAGCUCUACAGAAGGAGGCGGAGAGAAUGAGGAGGAAGCUCUCUCCUCCAUCAGGAGAGCAGAGCAGGGGUGUUUUCAAGGGCAGAAGCAAAGGGCAUCACAAUUUAUUUUGCCAAAUAAAGGUGUUCAGCACUGUAAGGUUGAUUCAGCUCAGGUAAAGGAGUUGCCAGACAAAGAAGAAACCUGCAGAAAGCAGAAACAAUACCACAGAGGAAACAGUGCGGCCAGAUAUUCAGGAGUAGCCGAGUCCCUGGAGGACAGAGAUUCAGGCUUCUCCCAAACAGACGGGGUCGGGAAGUCCAAAGAAGGACACACACUGAAGUCCAUUAGGAACAAUCUAACAGCUGAGGUGACAGAGUGUCUAGCCUUGUCUCAGCCUACUAGAUGCGCCUCACCACGAUCAGGUUUAGACUUGGCUGCAGUCACCCAUGAAACAGCUGCUUCUCCAGUCCUUCACAAAAGCAGCGAAGAACUAAUCAGUGAACUCAAGCUGGUGCGGGAGGAGAGAAAGCAGCUGGAGAAGACACGACAGGAGCUGCUGAGAAAGGGGAAAGACUUGUUAGCCCAGAACAGACACCGCAGGAACCAAGCACGUGACAGCUGGAAAAAGAAAUAUUUUGAAACCAAGAAGGCCACAGCACCAUUGGAGGAGAACCUCAGAAACUUAAGGCAAGAACUGGAGACAUUUUACAACAAAAUCCUGCAUCAGCUCCAGGCCCGAGAUAACAGAGCAAAGCCAAGACAGCAAGGGAGCUCCUCGAUAAAGACUGAGCUCAUCAUUCAGAUAAUGACAGUGAGCCAUGAGAUUGACAACAUAAAGAGGAAGGUAGAAGAUGCCAAGAUGAAGCUGGUAACAGAGAUAAAGCUGAGGAAGCAAGCUGCCACUGAGCUGAGAGCCCUGAAGGCUGAGCUGGCUCAGAAGAAGAGUCAGUCAUCUCAUCCUGGCCUGAUGGGAAACACUGCACAGGACAGAAAAAAACAAGUCCAAAGCAGUGUCAACUAAGUCACAAUAAACUGCACAUGCCCCCUGUUAGUCUGGUUUCAUCAUUUCAGAACUGUAUGUUACUUUUGAUUAUUUUUGAUAUUUGAUGGAGACUAAUUUGUUUGCAUUGUUUUAUAACGUUGAUUUAUG
Messenger RNA from Archocentrus centrarchus (flier cichlid), 1887 nucleotides. RefSeq names its product spermatogenesis associated 1 (gene spata1). The record is from RefSeq and is a predicted model, not a curated record. Lineage: Eukaryota; Metazoa; Chordata; Actinopteri; Cichliformes; Cichlidae. The coding region runs from base 139 to 1758 and encodes 539 amino acids. The transcript is spliced from 12 exons.